Molecule: messenger RNA, 1548 nt
Organism: Mucor velutinosus
Lineage: Eukaryota; Fungi; Mucoromycota; Mucoromycetes; Mucorales; Mucoraceae
Product: Protein phosphatase PP2A regulatory subunit B
Exons: 6
Coding region: 1-1548 (515 amino acids)
Biological process (GO): SRP-dependent cotranslational protein targeting to membrane; SRP-dependent cotranslational protein targeting to membrane, translocation
Cellular component (GO): signal recognition particle, endoplasmic reticulum targeting; cytosol
Molecular function (GO): 7S RNA binding; GTP binding; endoplasmic reticulum signal sequence receptor activity
Source: RefSeq, a predicted model, not a curated record
AUGGUUUUAGCUGAUUUAGGACGAAAGAUCAAUUCAGCUUUCACAGAGUUGACCAAAGCUCCCGUCAUUGAUGAAAAAGUUCUCGACUCUUUAGUCAAGGAGAUUUGCGCUGCUUUGCUCGCCUCUGAUGUGAAUGUGAUGCUUGUACAACGACUUCGUGCCAACAUUAAAAAGAAUGUUAAUUUGGAGGAAUUGGCAAACGGUGCCAACAAGAAACGUAUGAUCGAAAAGGCUGUUAUGGAUGAAUUAUACAAUCUCGUGGAUCCUGAAGCCGAACCCUACAAGCCAGUGAAGCGUCGUGCCAAUAUCUUUAUGAUGGUUGGUCUUCAAGGUGCUGGUAAGACUACAACCUGUACCAAAAUUGCCGCAUUCUAUCAACGCAAAGGUUGGAAGGUGGCACUGGUCUGUGCUGAUACUUUCCGUGCUGGUGCCUUUGAUCAAUUGAAACAAAACGCAACAAAAGCAAAGAUUCCUUACUAUGGUAGCUACACAGAAACUGACCCUGUUGCCAUUGCUUUGGAAGGUGUUGAGAAAUUCAAGGCCGAAAAGUUUGAAAUCAUCAUUGUCGAUACAUCUGGUCGUCACAAGCAAGAAGUUGAAUUGUUUGAAGAAAUGAAGCAAAUCUCCAGUGCAGUUAAACCUGAUACUACCAUUUUUGUCAUGGAUGGCACCAUUGGUCAAGCUGCAGAAGCUCAAGCCAAGGCUUUCAAGGAAGCUGCUGAUUUCGGUUCCAUCAUCAUGACCAAGAUGGACGGUCAUGCCAAGGGUGGUGGUGCUAUCUCUGCUGUUGCAGCCACACAUAGUCCAAUUAUCUUUAUUGGUACUGGUGAGCAUCUUCAAGACAUGGAACGCUUUGAACCUAGAUCAUUUAUUCGCAAGGUGCUCGGUAUGCAUGACAUGCGCGACAUGAUUGAGCAGGUGCAGGAUACGAUGCAAAUGGCUGACAGCAAAAAGUUGAUGAAGAACAUUGAAAAGGGUCAAUAUUCACUUCGUGAUAUGUACGAACAAUUCCAGCAAGUUGCAAAGAUGGGCCCUCUUUCAAAGUUGAUGGGAAAUAUACCUGGUAUGCCUGCAGAGAUGAUGGCAGGCACUGAGCAAGAAGGUACAAGACGUAUGAAGCGUAUGAUGUGUAUCAUGGAUAGUAUGACAGAUGCUGAACUCGAUGGUGACAAUAAGCCUUUUGAAGACAUCAACCGAGUCAUGCGAGUAGCUCGUGGUUCUGGAACCACGGUGCAUGAAGUGCAAGAAAUUUUAAGUCAAUACACUAAAUUCGCUGAAAUGGUCAAGACGAUGGGUGGCAAGAACGGUCUUAUGCAGAAUAUGCCCACAGAUCCUAGGAAGAUGAACCCUAAUCAAAUGGCGCAAAUGGGCAAAAUGCAACAACAAAUGGCCAACAUGGUUCCACCUCAGUUAUUACAGCAAAUGGGAGGCAUGGAAGGCUUGCAAAGAAUGGCAAGACAGAUGGGCGGUAUGUUUGGUCGUGGUGGAGGUGCUGGCGGCGGCAUGCCUGACAUGGCUCAAAUGAUGAAGGCUAUGAAUAUGGGCUAA